This is a messenger RNA of Aspergillus caelatus, 729 nucleotides long. RefSeq lists its product as uncharacterized. Bases 1 to 729 code for a protein of 242 amino acids. The transcript has 3 exons. Lineage: Eukaryota; Fungi; Ascomycota; Eurotiomycetes; Eurotiales; Aspergillaceae. The record is from RefSeq and is a predicted model, not a curated record.
AUGGCCGAUGGAUGCGAUUCUAGAAACGCAGGGAUUGCAAAGGCCUUGAAACCAAGCGAGACAAUCACCCUACCUAGAAAAAACUGGAAAGUAUCUGAGAGAGAAUAUCACCGAACCUUCAUCAUGUCGCAGGCAAUGAUGUUAGAUGCGCUGAUGACGGAUGUUUAUCGCAAUCUUGAAGGUAUCGAAAACCAAGGUCUUGAUGUUAACUUUACUGCUUUGAAUUUCAAGACGCUUUAUGUGAUUGGUCGUAAACAAUAUGCUACUAAGCCGGAGGGCGCGGUCAUGGUUGGGCCGAGAACUGAGCACUUGCCAAUUAUAUCGUAUACCGGGUGGUAUGAGAGACAAAACUGGAACGAGUUCCUCGGAGAGACCCUCAGUGUAAUGCUGGGACAACUUGCACAAAAUAUGACCAUUCGAACCGGCAAAGCUGGUGUUCAAGACCAAGAAGCCUUCGUGGUGGGGUUUCAUGGGCCCCAUGUUCAUAUCGCUCGGGCAUUCUUUGCCGCUGAUUUAGUUGCGAGAGUACACCCAAGAGGAUGUUCACGUGACGAAGUUAUUGAACUGAAAUUCACACGUGGCUAUGACCUCUCUCUGAAGAGAGAUUGGCUCGACGCUACACGUGCUUUGGCGAGGCUGUUCCGAUAUCUUCUCAGUGGACGUGCAAAGGUUGCUGCGAUACAGGGCUACUUGAACAGGCCAUCUAAUACAGCAGGGAAAAGUAUGUAG